This is a messenger RNA of Myotis lucifugus (little brown bat), 4328 nucleotides long. RefSeq names its product neurotrophic receptor tyrosine kinase 2 (gene NTRK2). The coding region runs from base 772 to 3288 and encodes 838 amino acids. Gene Ontology annotation, molecular function: ATP binding; brain-derived neurotrophic factor binding; brain-derived neurotrophic factor receptor activity. Gene Ontology annotation, biological process: regulation of phosphatidylinositol 3-kinase/protein kinase B signal transduction; cell surface receptor protein tyrosine kinase signaling pathway; multicellular organism development. Gene Ontology annotation, cellular component: plasma membrane; axon; signaling receptor complex. NCBI's taxonomy places the organism in Eukaryota, Metazoa, Chordata, Mammalia, Chiroptera, Vespertilionidae. The transcript is spliced from 22 exons. The record is from RefSeq and is a predicted model, not a curated record.
CGGUAGCGCGGGCGCAGGGCACGCGUUUGCGCACACUCGCGCUCCUAGGAAAACGCACAAGAGCUGAACCGAACCGGGUUUCAACCAUUUCAAAAAAGGAGACAGCCUCUACCGCAAUUGUCGAAGAGACCGCGGUGUGAAUUAGGAGCUGGGAGGCGUCGAGCGGCGGAACGGUCCAUCUCAGAGACUAAUUUUCUGGAGUUUCUGCCCCUGCUCUGCGUCAGCCCUCACGUCACUUCGCCAGCAGUAGCAGAGGCGGAGGCAGCAGCGGCGGCGGCGGUGGCUCCCGGAAUUGGGUUGGAGCAGGAGUCUCGCUCGCUCCUUCGCUUGCGCUCUCUGCGCUCAGUGCUCGGCGGCAGGAGGAGCCUGGACCCGGGCGCCGCCGGCUGGCGGUAGGCACCGGAGCCGGCCCCGAGGUGCGUCUGGGAUCUCAGUGCGUGUCUAGCAAGGAGCCUGCGUCCCAGAGAGUCCCCGGAGCACCGCCGGCUGGUGCCCAGCGCGCCGGGCCAUGCUGCUGCGGCCACAGCGGAGCUCCUAGCGGCGGUAGCGCCCCCUGUGAGGAGGCCGGAGAUGCCUCUGCCACUGUGAACGGUGCUGUCCGCCAGGAUACGCUCAGCCCCGGACCCUCUGGGCUGUGCGGGCCCGCGACCCACACCGAGUAGGGCGAGCAGCGAGCGCGGCAAAGACCGCCCAGCACGGGCAGCGGAGGCCGGCCGGUGCAGCGCAGGGACGCGUACUCAGUCUGACUGGGGCUGGCACAGGCGGCUAGCUAUGUCGUCCUGGACGAGGUGGCAUGGACCCGCCAUGGCACGGCUCUGGGGCUUCUGCUGGCUGGUUGUGGGCUUCUGGAGGGCCGCUCUCGCCUGUCCCACGUCCUGCAAAUGCAGCGCCUCUCGGAUCUGGUGCAGCGACCCUAUUCCUGGCAUCAUGGCAUUUCCGAGGUUGGAGCCUAACACUAUAGACCCUGAGAACAUCACCGAAAUUUACAUUGCAAAUCAGAAAAGGUUAGAAAUCAUCAACGAGGAUGAUGUUGAAGCUUACGUGGGACUGAAAAAUCUGACAAUUGUGGAUUCAGGAUUAAAAUUUGUGGCUCAUAAAGCAUUUCUGAAAAACAGCAACUUACAGCACAUCAAUUUUACUCGAAAUAAACUGACGAGUUUGUCUAGGAAACAUUUCCGUCACCUUGACUUGUCUGAGCUGAUCUUGGUGGGCAAUCCAUUCGCAUGCUCCUGUGAUAUUAUGUGGAUCAAGACUCUUCAGGAGAGUAAAUCCAGUCCAGAAACUCAGGAUUUGUACUGCCUAAACGAAAGCAGCAAGAAUAUUCCCCUGGCGAACCUGCAGAUCCCCAAUUGUGGUUUGCCGUCAGCAAAUUUGGCCGCGCCUAACCUCACUGUGGAGGAAGGGAAGUCUAUCACGUUAUCUUGCAGUGUUGAGGGGGAUCCAGUUCCGAGUUUGUACUGGGAUGUCGGUAAUCUGGUUUCCAAACAUAUGAAUGAAACAAGCCACACACAGGGCUCCUUAAGGAUAACUAACAUUUCAUCUGAUGACAGUGGAAAGCAAAUCUCUUGUGUGGCAGAAAAUCUUGUAGGAGAAGAUCAAGAUUCUGUGAACCUCACUGUGCAUUUUGCUCCAACUAUCACAUUUCUCGAAUCUCCAACCUCAGACCACCACUGGUGCAUUCCAUUCACUGUGAAAGGCAACCCCAAACCAGCGCUUCAGUGGUUCUAUAACCGGGCAAUACUGAAUGAGUCCAAAUACAUCUGUACUAAAAUCCAUGUUACCAAUCACACGGAGUACCACGGCUGCCUCCAGCUGGAUAAUCCCACUCACAUGAACAAUGGGGACUACAAGUUAGUCGCCAAGAAUGAGUAUGGGAAGGAUGAGAAACAGAUUUCUGCUCACUUCAUGGGCUGGCCUGGUGAUGACGAUGGUGCAGACCCAAAUUAUCCUGACGUAAUUUAUGAAGAUUAUGGGACUGCAGCGAAUGACAUCGGGGACACCACGAACAGAAGUAACGAGAUUCCUUCCACAGAUGUUGCUGACAAAGCCGGGCGGGAGCAUCUCUCGGUUUAUGCUGUGGUGGUAAUUGCAUCUGUAGUGGGAUUUUGUCUGCUGGUAAUGCUGUUUCUGCUAAAGUUGGCAAGACACUCCAAGUUUGGCAUGAAAGAUUUCUCAUGGUUUGGAUUUGGGAAUGUAAAAUCAAGACAAGGUGUUGGCCCAGCUUCAGUUAUCAGCAAUGAUGAUGACUCUGCUAGCCCACUCCACCACAUCUCCAAUGGGAGUAAUACUCCAUCAUCUUCAGAGGGCGGCCCUGAUGCUGUCAUUAUUGGAAUGACGAAGAUCCCUGUUAUUGAAAAUCCCCAGUACUUUGGCAUCACCAACAGUCAGCUCAAGCCAGACACAUUUGUUCAGCACAUCAAGCGGCAUAACAUUGUUCUGAAAAGGGAGCUAGGCGAAGGGGCCUUUGGAAAAGUGUUCCUAGCUGAAUGCUAUAACCUCUGUCCUGAGCAUGACAAGAUCUUGGUGGCUGUGAAGACGCUGAAGGACGCCAGUGACAAUGCGCGCAAGGACUUCCACCGAGAGGCCGAGCUGCUGACCAACCUCCAGCAUGAGCACAUUGUCAAGUUCUACGGUGUCUGCGUGGAGGGCGACCCGCUCAUCAUGGUCUUCGAGUACAUGAAGCACGGGGACCUCAACAAGUUCCUCAGGGCGCACGGACCCGACGCUGUGCUGAUGGCCGAAGGCAACCCGCCGGCGGAGCUGACGCAGUCGCAGAUGCUGCACAUUGCCCAGCAAAUCGCAGCGGGCAUGGUCUACCUGGCGUCCCAGCACUUCGUGCACCGAGACCUGGCCACCCGGAACUGCCUGGUGGGCGAGAACCUCCUGGUGAAAAUCGGGGACUUUGGCAUGUCCCGGGACGUGUACAGCACUGACUACUAUAGGGUUGGUGGCCACACGAUGCUGCCCAUUCGUUGGAUGCCUCCAGAGAGCAUCAUGUACAGGAAGUUCACCACAGAAAGUGACGUCUGGAGCCUGGGGGUGGUGUUGUGGGAGAUCUUCACGUAUGGCAAACAGCCCUGGUACCAGCUGUCCAACAACGAGGUGAUAGAAUGCAUCACUCAGGGCCGAGUCUUGCAGAGACCUCGAACAUGCCCGCAGGAGGUCUACGAGUUGAUGCUGGGGUGCUGGCAGCGAGAACCCCACAUGAGGAAGAACAUCAAGGGCAUCCACACCCUCCUUCAGAACUUGGCCAAGGCAUCUCCGGUCUAUCUGGAUAUUCUAGGCUAGGGCUCUUUCCCCCAGACCGAUCCUUCCCAAAGCACCUCCUCAGAUGGGCUGAGAGGAUGAACGUCUUUUCACUGCUGCUGGAUGCCAUCAAUCUGCUGUUCUCUACUCUGACAGUAUUAACAACAAAGACACCACGAAGCUUUCAGAGGGAAGCAAUGUGUACUUCUCCAUCGGUAGACACAGUAUGGACUUCUUUUUGGCAUUAUCUCUUUCUCUCUUUCCAUCUCCCUUGGUUUGUUCCCUAGUUUUUGUUUUGUAUUGACUUUUUUUGUCUUCCCUGCUUCACAGUCCUACCUUUCUUUUCUAAUCGAUCUGGCUUCUGCAUUACUCUUAACUCUGCAUAGACAAAGGCCUUAACAAACCUAAUUUGUUAUAUCAGCAGACACUCCAGUUUGCCCACCACAACUAACAAUGCCUUGUUGUAUUCCUGCCUUUGAUGUGGAUGAAAAAAAGGGAAAACAAAUUUUGACUUAAACUUUGUCAUUCCUGCUGUACAGACAUCGAGAGUUUCUAUGGAUUCACUUCUAUUUAUUUAUUAUUAUUAUUACAUUUCUUAUUGUUUUUGGAUGGCUUAAGCCCGUGUGUGAAAAAAGGAAAACUUGUGUUCAAUCUGGAAAGCCCUUUUAGUAUGGGAGACUGAAACCAGAGAGAGAAGAUUUUAUUAUGAACCGCAAUAUGGAAGGAACAAAGACAACCACUGGGAUCCGUCCCUACUUAGGAAAAACCCAGCCGCUGUUAGCUGGGAGGAAUGUAUUCGGCACCUUCCUUUGAGGACCUUUCUGAGGAGUGAAAAGACUGUUGAACUCUGUGACAUGGACUACCCAUUCCCAACAGCAGAAACUCUAGAGUGUAGUAGAGAGAAAAGAUGGCUCCGUGAGAGAGGAGAUGGCGCCUCCCACACUCAGACAUCCUGUCUUUGUAGGUCACAGUAAUAGCACGGGCUUGUUUCUCCAGAUGUUAUCAAAUGACCCUUUGUCAAGUUCUGUUGAAAAUAGGUGGACUCUUGUCCCGAGCUCAUUUCAGGGUGGGGUAGAAAAGCC